AUGUUUUUGGAGGUCUUUGUGGACCCGUUUGUGUGCUUCUGCGUCGGGUGCAUCGCCGCGCCGCUCAUCGUGGAUCGCGAGCGCCUCGCGUACGCGGACGUCGUUGGGUACUUGACGGAGCCGGCGAUGUUGUUUGCCGCCGCGCUGCUCCUCCUCGUCGUCGCCGAGGCGCGGGUUGCCCGCUGGAGGCGCGGCUCCCCGCCAUUGUCCACCUUCUCCGAGCGGCUGCGGGCCCGCUGGUACCUCCUCAACGGCGUGGUGAUUCACAUCCUCAUGGACGGCCUCGUGGGGGUCUUCAAGGCGAGCACGCUGCUUGCCAGCAGCUACGCGAAGAUUGACAAGCGGUACGGCGCAAGGCUGGGCAGCUUUGAGGGGUCGGCGGUGCACGUCGUUUCCCUCCUGGAGCUGUGCGUGAAGGGGCCGCUCUGCAUCCUGCUGUACAGGGCCUACCAAACCCGCAGCCCCCACCGUGACGCCCUGGAGUUCUUCUCCUGCGUGACGCAGGCGUACGGCACGGUGGUGUACCUUGGACAGGAGCUGAUCAGCGGCAUGCCGCACCUCGACGUCGACCGCGACUUGGAGUUCACGCCGCACUACCUCGUGUACUUUUGGUUUGCCGUCGCCUUUGGCUGUGUUUUGUACCUUAUCGUCCCGUGCUGGUGGGGGUGGGAGGCGUACACGCGCCUCGUGGCGGCGUCUGCAAGGGCCGCCCGCUCCGCUUCCCCGCACACGCAGCCGAAGAAGACGAAGUAG
This is a messenger RNA of Trypanosoma conorhini, 753 nucleotides long. RefSeq names its product putative 3-Beta-hydroxysteroid-delta(8), delta(7)-isomerase. The transcript has a single exon. Gene Ontology annotation, cellular component: membrane; endoplasmic reticulum. Gene Ontology annotation, molecular function: steroid Delta-isomerase activity; C-8 sterol isomerase activity; cholestenol delta-isomerase activity. Gene Ontology annotation, biological process: sterol biosynthetic process. Bases 1 to 753 code for a protein of 250 amino acids. The record is from RefSeq and is a predicted model, not a curated record. NCBI's taxonomy places the organism in Eukaryota, Euglenozoa, Kinetoplastea, Trypanosomatida, Trypanosomatidae.